CAAAUCUUUCAUUUUCCACUCCUUCUUUUCCAUCUUCAAAUCCGAACAGGGUCAGAUGAGAAAUUGUUUCUUUCUUCUAUCAUUAUGUAGUAAACUGCAGAUUUAGUAAGAUGGUGCUAACAUACACGAGCAAGAGUUGAAUCUGAUUCUGAUCCCUUGCCAGACAAACCAUCAAUUGAGUAAAAUCAAUCGAGGGUGUAAACUGUAAAGACAAGACCCAGUGCAUAUUCUUCUUCCGGAACAUCUUGAAUAAAAUACUCUGAACUCUGAAGUUUUUAAUUUCUUGGUUAUUCGUAAAUUGGAGGAUGCAGUGGCAAAACCAACAUCAGAUACUGUUCCUCAAAUAAAAUAUGAUGCAUGGUUUUAAAUUGCAAGCUGCAACUGCAAUUGCAGCUGCAAGAUUGUGGUUUGGAAGGUCUUCACAACCACAACGUGCCCGCAAUUGCUACCGUAUAUGCUCACAAUUUUCCACAAAUUCAAUAAUUGCAACACAAGAGCAACCACGACCACAGUCCACAGUCUAUGAUGUUUUUGUUAGCUUUAGGGGCAAGGACAUCCGCCAAGGUUUUCUUGGCCAUUUGGUUGAGGCUUUUCCUAGAAAGCAAAUACAUGCCUUUGUAGAUUACAAGCUUGAAAGAGGAGAUGAAAUAUCACCAUCACUUCUUCAAGCAAUUGAAGGAUCAUCCAUUUCGCUUGUAAUUUUCUCAAAAGACUAUGCUUCUUCACGUUGGUGUUUGGAAGAACUAGUAAAAAUAGUUGAGUGCAGAGAGAUUUUUGGACAAGCUGUGAUACCUGUUUUCUACCAUGUAGAUCCCACAGAUGUACGGCAUCAAAAGGGGAGUUAUGAAAAUGCACUUGUUGAAUUAGAAAAAUAUUCUGAUUCGACAAGGUUGGAAAUCUGGAGGCUGGCUUUGAAAAAAUCUGCCAAUUUAUCAGGAAUCAGGGCAUCAGAUUUCCGGGAUGAAGCCGACCUGCUUGAAGAAAUUGUCAAAACUGUUGAUCUUCAGUUGAUAAGGAUGGGAAAGCACCCAGUUAACUCCAAAGGGCUUAUUGGAAUUGACAAAACAAUUGCAGAUAUAGAAUUGUUAUGUCAAGAGUCAAAAGAUGUCCGAGUUAUUGGAAUUUGGGGUAUGGGUGGUAUUGGUAAAACUACCAUUGCAGCAGAAGUUUACAACAAAAUAUGCUCUAAAUACGAAGAUUGUUUCUUUUUGCCAAAUGUAAGAGAAGAAUCAGAAAGACAUGGAAUAAUUUCUUUAAAGGAAAAGCUUUUCUCUAAACUAUUAGCAGAAGAUGUGAAAAUUAACACACCAAAUGGAUUGACCAAUUAUAUUGAGAGAAGGAUUAGUCGUAAGAAGGUUCUUAUUGUUCUUGAUGAUUUGAAUGAUUCAGAUCAACUAGAAAAAAUAAUUGGAAGUCCUGAUCAGUUUGGAUUAGGCAGUAGAGUCAUUGUAACAACUAGGGAUAAGCAAGUGUUAAUCUCUAACAAUGUUGAUGGUAUAUACAAGGUUAAGGUAUUGAACAGAAAUGAUGCACUUGAUCUUUUCAAGUUGAAAGCCUUUAACCAAAAUCAUCUUGAAAAGGAGUAUUAUGUGCUAGCAGAGAAGGUGGUCGAUUAUGCCAAAGGCGUCCCAUUAGUUCUGAAAGUUUUGGCUCAUCUUCUUCGUGGGAAAGAUAAGACUAUAUGGGAAAGUCAGCUGGACAAACUUAGAAGAAUUCCAUGUAAAAAGGUUCAUGAUGUAAUGAGAUUGAGUUAUGAUGAUCUAGAUCGUGAAGAACAAAAGAUUCUUUUAGAUCUUGCAUGUUUCUUUACUGAAGUAAACUUGGAAGUGCAGUUUGUAAAAAGAUUAUUGAAAGAUCAAGAAAGUGAUAAUUCAGUGGCCAUUGUGUUAGAAGCACUCAAAGAUAAAGCUCUUAUAUCUAUCAAUGAUAGAAUUUACGCAACUGAAUAUUCACUGCAUAUUUUGUUAAAAGAUCAUAUUGAUAUUUCUGUUCAUAAUGUUAUAUCUAUCCAUAACAUUAUACAAGAAAUGGCAUGGGAGAUUGCUCGUCAUGAAUCUAGGAAUGACCAUGGACAUUGCAGUCGAUUAUGGGCUCCUGAUGACAUUUGUUAUGUCUUGAAAAAUAACAAGGGGACUGAGGCCAUUCGAAGCAUAACCACAAAGCUAUCAACAUUGAAGAAUCUGAAAUUGAGCCCUUUCGUUUUUGCUAAGAUGAGCAAACUACAAUUUUUAGAUUUUCAUGCCGAUUCCUACGUUAUUUAUCCUAAUGAAAACUCUGAUGCGUACUUGGAUCUUCUUCCACAUGGACUUGAGUCAUUGCCAAAUGAACUAAGAUAUCUUCGUUGGCAUUGUUAUCCUUUGAAAUCCUUGCCAGAGCAAUUUUCUGCUGAGAAACUUGUUAUAUUAGACUUGGCAUGUAGCAGAGUAGAAAAAAUUUGGAAUGGAGUGAAAAAUCUGGUGAAUUUAAAAGAAGUUAAACUCCGUAAUUGCAAUUUCCUGCAAGAGCUGCCAGACUUUUCAAAGGCUAAAAAUCUUGAAGAAUUGGAAAUCAGUUAUUGUUCUCAGCUGACUAGUGUGCAUGAAUCCAUUUUCUCUCUCGACAAGCUUCAGAAAUUGCAAAUAGUAACAUGUACUUCCCUUACCAGACUUUCAAGCCAUACCCAUUUAAGCUCUCUCAGAGAUCUCCAGCUUCGCUUCUGCGAAAGCCUACGUGAAUUCUCAGUGAGAUCAGAGAAUUUGAUUUCUCUAGAUUUAGCAGGGACUUGCAUCAAUGCAUUGCCCACAUCUUUUGGACGUCAAAGCAAGCUUGAAAUCCUAGUUAUCGAAGGUAUUGCCAUUGAGAGCUUGCCUUCAAGCAUCAAGAAUCUUACAAGAUUGAAAUAUCUCGACGCACGUAGUUGUUCAGAGCUUCAGAUUCUACCAGAGCUUCCCACAUCCCUUGAUAUUAUGUAUGCUUGUAAUUGCAGAUCACUGAAGACUGUAUUGUUCCCUUCAGCAGUUGAACAGUUGAAGGAAAACAGGAAAAGUUUUCUGUUAAACAAUUGCAUGGAAUUGGAUGAACAAUCUCUCAUGGCUAUUGGGUUAAACGCACAAAUCAACUUGAUGAAAUUUGCAUACCAACAUUUACCUUUCUUAAAAAAUGAUCACAUUGAAAAUUAUGGCGAUUAUGACAACAACUAUGUUCUUUAUCAAGCAGUGUACGUGUAUCCAGGAACCAGUAUUCCAGAUUGGUUGGAGUAUAAGACAACAACAGAGGAGGAUUAUAUAAUUAUUGAUCUCUCUUCUGUUCCUUCUCCACCAUUGGCCUUCAUUUUCUGCUUCAUCAUUCACACGGAGGACAUUUAUCUACCGGACGAAACAUUGAAGCUUAAGAUCACUAUCAGUGACGAUGAGAAUGAAGAUAACAAGGACAGUAUUGAAAUAUACACUUUUCUGCCAAAUAGACUGCAGUCUGCAUCAAAGCAUUUGUUUGUGGUGUAUGACCAAAGAUGUUCUUGCUAUCUAAAUAGCAAAGCCAAAAGUCUGCCAAAGUUUAAAAUCGGGGUUGUAUUAUGGGGUUGUAUAUCAGUGUUUAGCGAUAGAUUCAAAUCAUUCAAUAAAAAAGGUACAAGAAGGUCUUUAGAAGCUUUACUUCCAAAGUGGCGGCGGGAGUUAAAAGGGUUUGGGGUCAGCCCAAUACACGCCUCGGCAUAUCACAAUUUUGUUCAACAAAUGGAAUUGCUGUGAGUAAAUAUUUCAAUAAUAAACGGAGUUGGGUUGU
Messenger RNA from Cajanus cajan (pigeon pea), 3759 nucleotides. Its product is annotated as disease resistance-like protein DSC1. Lineage: Eukaryota; Viridiplantae; Streptophyta; Magnoliopsida; Fabales; Fabaceae. Gene Ontology annotation, molecular function: ADP binding. The record is from RefSeq and is a predicted model, not a curated record. Gene Ontology annotation, biological process: signal transduction; defense response.